Messenger RNA from Sinocyclocheilus grahami, 3559 nucleotides. Its product is annotated as zinc finger protein 687-like. NCBI's taxonomy places the organism in Eukaryota, Metazoa, Chordata, Actinopteri, Cypriniformes, Cyprinidae. Bases 95 to 3559 code for a protein of 1154 amino acids. The transcript has 8 exons. The record is from RefSeq and is a predicted model, not a curated record.
AGCUGUUUACUUAUCAGUCCAGCAACGCUGAGGCCACAUCUAGAGGACAACAUGUGACAGAAGCCCUUUAAUCGAUUGAGUCCACUGACCCGGCAUGGGGGACAUGAAAACCCCUGAUUUUGAUGACCUGUUGGCAGCGUUUGACAUUCCUGACAUUGAUGCCAAAGAGGCUAUCCAGUCCGCCCCGGAUGAGGUGGAGGGGCAUCAAGGAGCAGGCGGAGGAUCGCUCAUAAAGGCUGGUGAUGCUUCAGUAGGUGGAAGUUCAGCCUUAAGAUCACCCAGCCCAUCCACGGAUUCUCAGAGCGACCCAUCUAUUGUGAGUGUGAUUGUUAAGAACCGUGUCCGCCCUGAGCCCUUUGAUGGUGGCGACAGCUCUGUACCAGACCCAUUAAACCAUAAUGGAUUUGUGUCAUCCGGUGGGUCAGUACAUAUGUCUCAGUCCCGGGGCCAGCCGAAUGGGGAACAGUGGCCCAUAUGCAGUUCAAAGGUGAUUCCAGAGACUCCAGGAGCGCUUGGAUCUUCCGGCACUUCCAAACCAGGCAGCAACAUCUUCAAUAAGCUGAAGCCCUUGAUGGCACAAGGUGCUGGAGACUCCGUCGGAAGGGCCCGAAAAAUGCAGCUUCUGCAACAGCAACAUAUGCAGCAGGAGAUGAGCCUAGAAGGUGUGGACAAGGCGAAAGCCCCUGCGAUUUCUAGUGGGACAAGUGGAGCAGCAUCUCCUUUCUUUCCCCCACCUAAACCACUUCCUUCCACUCCCUCCACAGCUUCGUCCUCUUCACCGUCAUCGUCCUCUCCAUCGGUUGGUUCCCGUGUUUCUGGGGCCAUGGCAUCGUCUCCGCUGGCUACAUCUCUAACGGAGCCAUUUAACGGAUCACCACGUCUUAGUUCGUCGGCUUUCAGACGUGUAGAUUCAGAUGAGGAGGAUUCGGAUCCUGAUUCCGGAGGAUCUCUGGUCAUCCAUGAGAGUCCAGACUCUCCCACUCCACCGAAACUAUCACGUCGGCUAAGGUCACCUCCAGAAAAUUCACAGUCUCCUUCUCUCCCUCCUUCAACAUCCAUAUCGCCCAGCGCUUACCCCAAACCAGGUGACAUUCCCUUGGCAUCACCUGCUUCACCUCGAGCUCAACAGAACUUGCUUUCAGCACCAGUCCAAACAGGAACCGGAAAGAGUUUACCCCAAGAGGAGCGAAACCCAGAGCAUGUGAUAGAAGAACGAGAUUCGCCAGAGAGCCCUGAGCCAGAGAUGCCCAAGUCCUCCAUGCCAACACCUGCAGUAACCAAAAGAUCAUGUAGCCCAGCGGUUGCCUCUUCAUCACCAUCUGCUUCCCUUCAAGAUCCUAAGGAGGAAGAAGAGGAGAUGGAGGUAGACAAAGGUUCAGCGGAGAAUGGACAAGAUGCGGCUAAUACAGAUGGUAAGGAUGACGGGAAAAGGGAUGGAGAGAAAAUGGAGGUAGAUGCUGCACAAUCCCUUCCAGCAGACGCCGGAUCACCGAGCAGUGGUGGCAAAGCUGUAUCUGGCGGAAAUGCUCCCUCCAGACCUCUUAAAGUCCGUAUCAAGACCAUUAAGACGUCUACAGGAGGUAUCACACGCACGGUUACUCGAGUAGCAGGUAAGGGAGGCACUGCCAAUGCAGACAAAGAUGCAAGUAAAUCCCAAACAGGCAGUCGAGCUGGUCCUGCGAAAGGCGCCAAAAAAAAUGAUGGUCAAGUGGUAAAAUGCUCAACCAUACCAGUAUCCACUCUAGAAGCCAGCAGUGCCAUGAUAGCCGCAGCCAGCAAGGUCCAAAACAAAAUGGCCAUGCAAGCUGAUAAAACGAAAGUCUCUGCCACAGCGGUGAGCAUCACAAAAUCCACCACUUUACCAGUCGCACCAGCCGUCGGUGGGAUAAGCGUGCGCACUAUGGUCGGUAAAGCCACCAAUGGAGGUACCGUGACGUGUAAACCAGCGUCUAUCGUCAACAGCACCGGUGCUGUUAUUUCCCGUAGCCAGUCUAGUCUAGUUGAGGCUUUCAACAAGAUCCUGAACAGCAAGAACCUGCUGCCCAGCUACCGUCCGGAUCUCUCAACCCCGCCACCCCCUGAAUGGGGUCUUCCUAUGCCUGCUACUGGAUACCGCUGCUUGGAGUGCGGAGAUUCUUUUGCUUUGGAGCGCAGCCUGGCGCGACACUACGACCGGCGCUCUUUGAGAAUAGAAGUGACAUGUAAUCACUGCGCAAAGCGGCUGGCUUUCUUCAACAAAUGCAGCCUGCUGUUACAUGCUCGGGAGCACAAGGAACGAGGCCUGGUCAUGCAGUGCUCACAUUUGGUUAUGAGACCAGUUACAGUGGAGCAGAUGAUCGGCCAGCAAGACACUACUCCCAUUGGCAUGCUCUCUCCAUCACUCUCCUCUCCACCUCUGUCAUCCUCCACCACCCAGACAGGGACGACUCCUAUACUGCCCACUUCCAGUCCACUGAAGGACUCUCCUUCUCCAGGCACGGCUUCAACCCAGCCCAGCCCUGCCCGCCGUGGACCCCAGAGUCCCCAGGCUCUGAUGCCACUGCCCUGCAAGAAGGGCGAAGCCCUGCAAUACCACAACUUCAAGUGUCCUGAAUGUCAAGCUCAGUUUUCAAGCAAGGCUGAAUUAGUGACCCAUUUCCAGCAAAUCAGAGCUACUCCUAAUUCGACUUGUAUGCUUUGCUCUCCUCCCAUGAUGCUGCCUAACUGGUGCAGUGUUUCAGCCCAUCAGCGGAUCCAUAAGCACCGCGCACCCCACGUGUGUCCAGAGUGUGGAGGCACUGCUCGUCAGGCCACGUUUCAGACCCAUCUGGAAGAGUCUUGCCUGCACUUCGCCAGGCGCAUCGGCUACAGGUGCUCCAGUUGUCAGGUUGUGUUCGGAGGUUUGAACUCCAUCAAGUCCCACAUUCAAACAGCUCACUGUGAGGUGUUUCAUAAGUGUCCCAAUUGCCCGAUGGCCUUCAAAUCUGCCCAGAGCGCGCAGGGGCACAUCACUUCCCAGCAUCCCGCCCUCACAGCUGCACAGGCUAAGAUGAUCUACAAGUGUGUCAUGUGUGACACAGUGUUCACCCAGAAACCUUUGCUCUACAUGCAUUUUGACACUCACUUGGCCAAACAGAAGGUGCAUGUGUUCAAAUGUCCAGACUGCACUAAACUUUAUGCCCAGAAAGGCUCAAUGAUGGAACACAUCAAGACUGUUCAUAGAGGCCUGUCUGUCAAAGCCGAGGCUCCGCCCACCACCUCAUCUCCGGUCUCAGUUCCUUCCAGCAACUCCAUUUCUAAACCUAAACCCACAGAAAACAAUUCAGAUGAGUUGAGCCAGGGACAGGGAGAGGAGGAUGAGGAGGGGGAAGAAGAGGAGGGAGAGCAUGAAGGGGAAGAGAAAGAUGAAGGAGAAGAGGAGGAGAAUGAGGAAGAAGAUCAGGUGAGCUCUCCAGAAAGCGGGAGUAUGGAGUGGAGGUGCAAAGAGUGCAAGAAACGCUUCGCUGAGAGAGAGGAGUACAUCGAUCAUAUGAAGAACGAACAUGACACGGUACCCACCACCAGCCAUGACCAGCCCUGA